Messenger RNA from Striga hermonthica, 1413 nucleotides. The record is from the annotation of a GenBank genome assembly. Lineage: Eukaryota; Viridiplantae; Streptophyta; Magnoliopsida; Lamiales; Orobanchaceae.
AUGAAUGACAAGGCCAGCGUUUCCAAAGAGCUUAACGCCAAGCAUCGCAAGAUUUUAGAAGGACUUCUUAAAUUGCCAGAAAAUAGGGAAUGUGCUGAUUGCAAAUGCAAAGGUCCUCGAUGGGCUAGUGUGAACUUGGGCAUAUUUAUUUGCAUGCAAUGCUCUGGGAUCCACAGAAGUCUUGGAGUACAUAUAUCAAAGGUCAGAUCUGCUACACUCGACACAUGGCUCCCUGAACAGGUUGCAUUUAUUCAAUCCGUUGGAAACGAGAAAGCAAACAGUUACUGGGAGGCAGAGCUUCCGCCAAAUUACGAUAGAGUUGGGAUAGAAAAUUUUAUUCGUGCAAAGUAUGAAGAGAAGAGAUGGAUAUCAAAGGAUGGGAAACCCAAGUCCCCUGCAAUGGGAAUUGAAUCGCCAUCUUCCGGCCAGUGGCAAAAUCCAAGCAACAGAAGUGGGCAUGGGCAUGUAAACGAUUCCGGGAAGUUUUCAAAUGAAAAGAAGAAUGUUUCAGUAUCUAGUGCCAAAGAAAAUAGUCGUGCUGCCAGAAUGAGUGUGCCCAUGCCUCUUAAAUGGCCAGAACAAGUAGCUCCAUCUGUAGUUACCGAGAAACUGGAACCAGAUGCAACUGGUGAGCCGUUGAAACAGGUUGAAGACAUAGCGUCUCAGCCAAAGGUUGAUUAUGCUACUGAUCUCUUCAGUAUGCUUUCUAUGGAUAGUUCUGGUGAAAAUGCCACUGGAGCAUCUGGUGAUGAUAACAUGUGGGCUGGAUUUCAGUCUGCUGAUGCACCAUCGUCGUCAGAAAAGAUCCACUCUUCAGCAAAAAGUGAUGAAAACAAAUCACAGUCAGCAUCUGGACUCGAAGAUCUAUUUAAUGAUUCAUCAUCGAUUGAACCCAGUAUCACAUCUGUAAAAACUCAGAAGGACGUCAAAGGUGAUAUUAUGUCUCUUUUUGAGAAGACCAAUAUCGUCUCACCAUUUGCUCUUCACCAACAACAACUUGCUAUGCUGGCACAACAACAAUCUCUUCUAUUUGCUGCCGCAGCCAAUGCUUCCGGGGGAACGGCAAAAGUUCAUGGCAACACACAACUUGGGCUUAAUGGAAGCAACCAAAGCUGGCCGACUGUCGGUUACCACAUACCCGGGAUGACAAUGUCAGCAGCUGGGAAGAAUGAAUUAGAUAAAUACAUGCAGAUGGCUAGCAUAGGAACAACGGCAGCUCAUCAAGCAGGUGGAAACUCUUGUGCUGUCCCGAUGUCGAGUGCGUAUUCAGUUGGAGCUAAUGCUUCCAGUAAUGGCUGUACACCUUUGGUACCCGACAAAGAGUCCACAGCAUCACGUUCAUCUGCUUCUUCACCAGCAGGAAAAGAUUUCGAUUUUUCAUCUUUGACGCAAGAGUUUCUCUCGAAACGUUGA